AUGUCAAUCUGGCUUCAACUUCUGGUUCUGGAACCGUCGUCGCCAUUUCUUCGCAACAUUUAUUUUGAUACGCUAUUUUGUUAUGAUUUGUUAGAAUGUAAUUAUCAAAAAAUACCUAAGUGUCCUUACUUUGGGAUUUGUUACUCCAUGUAUUGCUAUGGAUUCUGCCAAGCAGAAGGUGAAGACCGAUGUGGAUAGACAAUUCGAAGAAGAUUUAGAGAGAGCUCGAGCACUUAGUUUAGAAAGUCUUGCUUUGGAAAAAUUUAAGAAAUGCAAACAGCAGAAGGAACUAGAAAGGCUACAUGAUAGUCAAAAGCUAUUUCGUCACAAUGUAUCUGUAUCUACAACGCGUUCAGAAGUCCACGAGAGAAAACUGUCUGCACCUCAAACUUCUAACAAUAACAUUGUUCAUGAACGACUUGAAUUAAAAUCCAGACCAAGACCUGGCUCUUUCAAUCCUGGAGCUGCAAAACUCACACCAAUUCUAGCACCACCCCCGACAACAAGACGUGUAUCAGUAACUACAACCGAAAGUGCUAAGGAUCUAAUCUCGUUUAACAGCCCAGAAUAUAAUGAACAAUCUUUAUAUCCAGAUUUAGAUGACCUAUAUGGAUCACUUUCAAGACAAAGCAGCAGUAAUGAUGAAUCUUUAUCAAAUGACCCAAAAGAGGUUUUUUUAUCUUCAACACCACGUUUGAGUCGCAGUAAUAGCAGUGUUAGUAACUUCGGGCCUCAAAGACAUUUUUGUCAUGACAGCUCACCUCCCACAAUUCCUACUCUUUCUCACUCUCAGAGUGACAGUUUGGCCAUGAGGAGUGUCCAGUUUCCAGGAUUUAAUCAUCUGAAUGUCUCAAAUAUGUCUAAUUUGUCAAACAUAUCCAGCUUUUCCAAUACUUCAUCCAUUCCUUUUUCUUCAAGUCUGUUAUCAACAUCAGCACCAUUUUUGGGAUCAGCCAUCCAACCUUAUAGCCCUGCUCAAGGAAUGGAUCCUUUGAAAGCAAGCAGCUCCCUGACACCCUAUGGUGCAUUGUCCUCAGUUCCGCCAUCUAUACCUUUUCGCUCCUACCGUGUGCCAGCAAAUGGCUCGUCUGACUCUGCAUCUAGCUCUGCAGGUUUAUCUGCCCAUCCUUCAACCCCAUUUCCUGCAAUCACACAAAGUGGUGAGCCUGCUCUCCAUGGAGGACUGGAAGUGCUCAAAGUUGUAGAGAAGAAGGAUAACAGCAAUUUGAUAGACCUAUCGCUGUUUGAUGGAGCAGAUGAGACUAAUCAUAGAUUCCAAGGGCUCUACGGCAGUAACAGUGGUACUACUGUACGAACUAGCGUUUUAGAAGCAUUUGAUCCCCUUCUUACAUCUCAAGGCGCAUCUUGCCCAGAUACUAUUGAAGAACAGAGUGAAAAAGAUGAAACAACAUCUCAGUGCUCUGGCAGCCUAUAUGACCCCUAUGACCCAUUUGACUUUAUGUAUGCUCCCUCAGAGGGGUCACAGUCUGAUCCUGUUUAUGCAGCUGUUGUUAAAAAGAAGGAAACCUCAGAUGCUGAUUCAGUUUCUCCUACUAAAACAGGCCCACCGCCAUUGCCACCUCGAAACUAUGCUGCUAAGAAGGCUGAAGAGAAAAAACAAAAUAGGCAUAAAAGUUUUCUUCAUGAAGAUAUUUCAGAAACAACAUGUAACACGUCAUAUAUAAAUAGUGACUUACGUGCAUAUCAUUCUAUGGUACUUUCACUUCGAGCUGAGCAUUCUUAUGAUGACUUGUAUACAAAUGCAGGUCUAGUCACAAGCUCCACUAUCGAAAGUCAUUACUCGGAAGGAACAAGCAUAAAGUUGGUUGUUCAUUCUGUCAAUGGGAAAAACUCCCAACCAGUAAUAUUUACUUGUGAUGUGGAUUCAACUGUAGAAAUAGUCAUACUACAUGUCAUGUGUGCACUGGAAGGUGAUAUGUCUGGUGAGGCCAGUGAUUAUGUGUUACGAGUGUGGGGCUUAGCUGAGUACCUCACUCUAAAUACCUCUUUGUCUGAUUAUGAAUAUGUGCACAAUUGCAUUAAGCUAGAUGAAGAUGUCACACUUGCCAUAAUGCACAUAGAUGAAGUCAGUCAUCCACUGGCUCGCACACUCCAAGAUGAUAAUAGAGAUAAAUCUCUGACUCUUGAAAAUCUCCUACCAAAUGAACCUGUCACCCCAAUCUCCUAUGAGUCACUUCUAAUAUUACUUGAGACAUUAGAACGUGAAAUGAAUAGAUUGCAACAUUCAUCUGAGCAAGCAAAAGGCAAUGGGGGUGUGCAAGAGAGAGGUGUUGUCCAGGCUGUGAAAGCUGUUUGUGCUCUUCUUGGAAACGUUGAAACAUCAGAAAUCACAGAAGCUGUUGAAGGUUUAGUGCACCAAUGCAAAAGCCGCAUUUUACCCCAAUCAUCUCCAGUGCAAUUAGAUGCUGAAAGCCCAUACCGAACAGAGAUUGGUGGAGAUGAUGGAUAUUACUCAGUUGUCACCUUGCGGCGAAAAUCAAAUAAUGCUUCAGAAAACAACAUUGAGAGACAUUUUUCAGAUAUGAUAUCCAGCCAUUGCGAAAAAAUUCGAGAUGCUGUCCAGCAUUUAAUUGAAACAUACUGCCAGGCCUUUAGAGUAAAUUUUCAACUUGUCUCACAACCUAUCACUACUGCAGACACUCGAUGUUUAUCAACUGUUAAUGACUGUGUGCUUGUUCACAUUGAUGGACUGCAUCGACUCCAGACUUCUUGGGACCAUGAUGAGUACCUUAUAGCAGGGCAGGUGUACCAUGGUACAAGACCUAUUGGUCAUACUGUACUGUCUCGUCCUCUUGCAGUUCAAAACAGCUACUACAAACGUGUUCUGUUUGACUCAUGGCUAAAUUUUGAUUCUUUGAGUGUAAACAUGUUGCCCCGUGAGGCUCGAUUAGUGCUGGUUCUUUAUGGUCGGUCUAUUACUAAAUCUGGUGACAAUGAUCAUGAUGUUACUGAUGGAUCACAGCAGAUGAGUGAAGUGGAGUUAGGCUGGGCUUCAUUACAGUUCUUCAACUAUGAUGGGAUUUUAACUCAAGGCAAUUUUUUGUUGUCAUUGUGGCCACCUGGGGCUGAUAAGCGACUUGGUCCGUCUCCGCUUCCUGGUUCUCAGCCCCACAGUGAUGUUCAUCCUGUACUUGGUGUAGAACUGCCUGACUAUGGAGGCACUGUAAUGUUCCCCAAUGGAGGCAGUAGUGAAACUGUGAUAACUGCUCCUACUUAUGAUUUUGAAAGUCUUGACCAUAAUACUCAGCAACAGCUACUUGACAUCAUUGACCAAGAUACCUUCACCAGACCUCUUCCAGAGGAUCGUGAGGUUUUGUGGGAGAAGCGCCACUACCUUCAUCAUAAACCAGAAGCUCUAGCCAAAGUAAUUUUGGCUGCACAUGAUUGGGACUAUUUAUCCUCAUCGAAAAUGCAUGCCCUUAUACGUUCAUGGACUCCCAUGGAGCCGGUACAGGCUUUGCAGCUUCUCCUUCCAUGUUACCCUGACGGAGAGGUUCGCAAAAUGGCAGUUUCAUGGAUUCAAGGAAUAGGACGUGAUGAAAUCAUUGACUACUUGCCGCAGCUUGUACAAGCCUUAAAGCAUGAAACUUAUGACUCCUCUCCUUUGGCUGCUUUUCUACUGAGGAGAGCCCUGUGUUCCCCCCGCGUUGCACACCAUUUGUACUGGUUGUUGACACAAAGUUUACCUGGGCAGUGCCCACAGAACUCCUCUGAAACUACUGGAGCUGAUGAUGUAAGUGUUUGUGAAGCUCGGUAUCAUAGACGAUUUCAGUUAAUGUUAAGAGCUCUACUCUCAAUAUCAGGAGAGGCGCUUCGUCAAAGAUUCCUCUCACAACAAAUGCUUGUCAAGGGUCUUUUAGAUGUGGCUCAGUCAGUGAAAACUACUAAGGAGUCCUUGCGUCUCCAAACACUUGCUCGUGACUUGGAGUGGGUUCAUAGAUCCCUGAAUGAAGCAUCCUCCCCAACAUGCUUACCUCUAAGUCCAGCUCUGGAAGUCUCAGGCAUCCAAGUUAGGACAUCAUCCUAUUUCCCUUCUAACACACUUCCUUUAAAAAUAAAUUUUAUUGGUUCAAGCUCAAGAAUUAUUCCAGCCAUUUUUAAGGUUGGUGAUGACCUACAACAAGACAUGUUGACCAUACAAAUGAUUCGUAUAAUGGAUAAGUUGUGGCUUAAAGAAGGUCUGGAUUUGAAGAUGGUAACCUUCACAUGUGUCCCAACUGGUCAUAUGAGAGGAAUGAUUGAAAUGGUCCAACAAGCAGAAACUCUCAGAAAAAUUCAAGUUGAACUUGGUCUUACUGGGUCUUUUAAAGACAGACCAAUUGCAGAGUGGUUGGCUAAACACAAUCCUUCAGCUCUCGAAUAUGAACGGGCAGUUAGCAACUUUACAGCAUCAUGUGCUGGAUAUAGUGUUGCGACAUAUAUUCUUGGGAUAUGUGAUAGACAUAAUGAUAACAUUAUGUUGAAAACUUCAGGCCACCUCUUUCACAUUGACUUUGGUAAAUUCCUGGGAGAUGCGCAAAUGUUUGGCAAUUUUAAACGGGACCGAACUCCAUUUGUUCUCACCUCAGAUAUGGCUUAUGUCAUUAAUGGUGGUGAUAAGCCCUCAGCCAAGUUCCAUAAUUUUGUUGAUUUAUGUUGUCAAGCAUUCAACAUUGUGCGGAAACAUGGGAAUCUUAUUUUAAAUAUGUUUGGCCUUAUGGCUUCAUCAGGUAUACCAGGAGUGACCAUGGAUGCUGUUCAAUAUGUUCAACGUGCUCUUCUUCCUGACCAAACAAACCCUGAGGCUGCUGCGUACUUUGCUCGUAUGAUCCAGAGCUCCUUAAAAAGUUGGUUUACACAAUUCAACUUUUUUCUACACAAUCUUUCCCAGUUAAGAUUUACUGGUGAUCACAAUGAUGGAGAACUUCUUAGUUUUAUACCUAAAACCUACACGAUGCAGCAGGAAGGCCGUCUCAAAAGUGUGGCUGUAUACGGGUGUCAAAAACGUUAUGAUCCAGAAAAAUACUAUCUUUAUAUCCUUCGUGUUGAGAGAGCAAAUCAGCCUGAUCCAACCUUCCUCUUCCGGUCGUACAAGGAAUUUUGUGAAUUACAACAGAAGCUAUGCAUCCACUUUCCUUUAGCAAAAUGUCACAGCCUUACAAGUGGUCUGCAUAUGGGAAGAUCUAACAUCAAGCAAGUUGCUGACAAAAGGCGCCUUGACAUUGAAAGAUUUCUAGUCUCUCUUUUUCGAAUGGCUGAUGAAAUAUCUCAUUCAGACCUUGUUUAUACAUUUUUCCAUCCUCUUUUGAGAGAUCAACAAGAAGUCAGUGUGGCUAAUAUCCAUACUUCAAAAUACAAAGAGAAGAAAGCAUCUCGCCCACAAGGGCUAGAAGCUCAUCGUCUGAAGGGUCAAUUAAAACUUUCUAUACAAUAUCAACGAGGAACAUUAAUGGUUAUGGUACAUCAUGCUAGGGAACUGCCAUUUUUAGCUGGAAGUCAAGAGCCUUCAGCUUAUGUCAAGGUGUAUUUGCUACCGGAUCCUUCUAAGGCAACUAAAAGAAAAACAAAAGUUGUCCGUCGAAAUUGUCAUCCUACUUUUAUGGAAAUGAUUGAAUAUCGAAUGCCAUUAGAUGUUAUCUGUCACCGUACCUUACAAGCUACUGUUUGGAAUCAUGAUACAUUACAAGAAAAUGAAUUCCUUGGAGGUAUUUCACUUCCUCUGGUGUCUUGUGAUCUCUCAAAAGAAACAGUUGAAUGGUAUUCUCUUGGCAACGUUUGCAGAUGACAUCUUUAAAUCUUAGAUAGAGCACAAUGUUUGUGAUUAUAUUUGCUCUGUGCUCUGUGAUAAAGUCUUUGGUAAUUUUAAUUUUCUGUUGUUCUGUCUUACAUAACAAAGUCAAGAUGCAUUCUGCACAGAGGUCUUUUACCAAAUUAAGAAAUUAGUCCUAUGAAUUGUAAUGUACUUUGUGCUCCGCUUGGACUCCACCCCUGUGGGUCCUUUAUGUUAAUAUCAAGUUUUGCCUAUUAUUAAUUCUCUUUUAAAUCCCAAGCUAAUCUUUUGAGCUUAGCAAAUCAUAAUUUAGCACCCAGAGUGCAGUAAAGGAUUAUCCCGUGGAUAUGAGGUUGGUUUUAGAUUCAGUGUAUAGGUAGAUACUACUUUUACAUGUCUUUUUGAUUUCAUUUGCCUGCUUUAUGAUUGGUGGAUGGUUAUCCUGUGGAUGAAAAAACCUAUAUCCUGAUGCAUGUAUUGUAUAUUUUUAUUACAAAGAUGAUUUUGAAAUCUUUAUAUGAUAUUUGAAAUGAAUUUUGAUAGCAACUUUUUGAUGCAUAUACUUUGUUGGUGUUGUUUUAAUGAUUGGUAUGCUCGUGGCACAAUAAGUAUUCCAGACUGCUCUUGGCACAAUUCCUGACUGAACAAACACUGUUGCUGUGAUGAAAAAUAAUAUUUUUUUAAACUUACGGUAGAUGGAAUGGUUUUGUUUGCUCUCGCCUCUUCUAAAAAGAAAUACUAAAAACUUACCUUUCCAUCUAACUGAAACAGCUAUGGUCAGAUCACUUGUUAAAUCUUACAAGAUCUGUGCUAGAUACUGAGAACAACUUUUGUGAUUUAGUGAUGUGUUUGAUUGGUGCAUUUUGUGGUAUGUAUUUGAUAAAUUUACUGUUGCUCUGAUAUAAUAGAUAUAUUUUUCUUCUGUGUGAUGAACUUGUUUUAAUUAAUGUGUACAUUUGCUUGCCAAGUCAGCUAGACAAAACAAUAAUAUUCAGCUACCUUAUUUUUACUGAACGUGUAGUAUUUAUAACACUACUUUGGCAGCUCUAUGUAAACUGUCAUUCAUCUUUUGUUUAGCUCCUGUCUGAAACAUUUUCAGAAAAGCUGUCUGUAUUUUUAUGAUCAUAAGGUCUUAACAGUGUAUUCACUUUAAUUAUGUCCUUAGCAAAAUACUCAUUGAUUUACGGUAUGUUGUUUAUGCAUUAAUUUUAAGUUAUCCUUCUUUUUCUUUUUUUUUGUAAUCAUUUUCAUGUAGUUUUGUUGUAAUUUUUGUUGGUUUUAAUUUUGUGUAACAGCAAUCUUUUAUUAUUUCUAUUAGAUGUAUUAUCUUAAACUCUUGUGUAUUUGUUAAAUAAUCCAUCUAUUAAUCAUUGUUUUGUGUUAUAGUCUGUUUAUGAUAGACCAAUUCUGAAUGUAUGUGGUCAAAAUGUGAUUUUACAUGUAGUCAGUAUGACCAUAAGAUAUUGUUGGAAAGAUGAAAUGUCCCAAGGGGUGAAAUUUGAACUGUGGUAUCAUUUUUUACACUGCCAUUUUCUUUUUUAAGAGUCAUUCCGUUUUAAAUAAUCUAAUUAUUUAUGGCUGGGCACUUGAAUGGUUGAGUUGUGUUCAUGGACUUCUGUAACUGUUCCGUAUUCAUUAUUCUAACUCUUUUAAAAUGUCAGUCUGGAAUAAAGUUCCGGCUCGUGGACUUAAGACUGGAAUAGCAUUUAAUUCCACGCUAAGUAAAACAUUCCAAACACUGCUCA
Frankliniella occidentalis (western flower thrips) is the source of this 7515-nucleotide messenger RNA. It is a transcript of the gene Pi3K68D, whose product is annotated as phosphatidylinositol 4-phosphate 3-kinase C2 domain-containing subunit beta. Gene Ontology annotation, molecular function: 1-phosphatidylinositol-4-phosphate 3-kinase activity; phosphatidylinositol binding; 1-phosphatidylinositol-3-kinase activity. Gene Ontology annotation, biological process: phosphatidylinositol 3-kinase/protein kinase B signal transduction; phosphatidylinositol-3-phosphate biosynthetic process; cell migration. NCBI's taxonomy places the organism in Eukaryota, Metazoa, Arthropoda, Insecta, Thysanoptera, Thripidae. Bases 158 to 5785 code for a protein of 1875 amino acids. The record is from RefSeq and is a predicted model, not a curated record. The transcript is spliced from 23 exons. Gene Ontology annotation, cellular component: plasma membrane; phosphatidylinositol 3-kinase complex; cytoplasm.